Molecule: messenger RNA, 1397 nt
Organism: Vitis vinifera (wine grape)
Lineage: Eukaryota; Viridiplantae; Streptophyta; Magnoliopsida; Vitales; Vitaceae
Product: transcription factor MYB44
Exons: 1
Coding region: 168-1109 (313 amino acids)
Biological process (GO): regulation of DNA-templated transcription
Cellular component (GO): nucleus
Molecular function (GO): DNA-binding transcription factor activity, RNA polymerase II-specific; RNA polymerase II cis-regulatory region sequence-specific DNA binding
Source: RefSeq, a predicted model, not a curated record
UCCUCUAUGCUCUCUCCUCAUACCAAGGUGAGGCCUCAACCCCCCUCAUCCUCCAGAUUUCUUCACUUCCUCUGCUGAGAAGGAAAAAUCAGUCUCUCUCCUUUCUUCCUCUCUUUGUUAAGAGUUAAGGGCUCAAAUUCGUGUAGGCGUUUUAGGCUUCUCAAUCCAUGGCGUCUUCCAAGAAAGAUUUAGAUCGGAUCAAGGGUCCUUGGAGCCCCGAGGAAGACGAAGCGUUGCAGAGACUGGUGCAGAAGCACGGCCCUAGGAACUGGUCUUUGAUCAGCAAAUCCAUCCCUGGGCGGUCCGGCAAGUCUUGCCGGCUGCGUUGGUGUAACCAGCUCUCUCCGCAGGUGGAGCACCGCGCCUUUACGCCGGAGGAGGACGCGACCAUCAUUAGAGCCCAUGCGAGGUUCGGGAACAAAUGGGCGACGAUUGCUCGUCUCCUCGUUGGUCGCACGGAUAACGCCAUAAAGAACCACUGGAAUUCAACUUUGAAGCGGAAAUGCUCGUCUAUAACGGAGGACAUGAUCGCCGAUGGGCAUGCACAACCGCCUCUUAAGAGAUCGGCUAGUGUGGGUGCGGGCACAACGGUUUCGGGUCAUAAUCUUAGCCCAAGUAGUCCUUCGGGGUCCGAAUUCAGUGAUUCCAGUGCUCCUGGCAUGGCUUCAUCGCUUGUUUAUAGACCAGUGCCGAGAACCGGUCCCAUAGUUCUACCUACUCAGAAAAUCGAGGCCGCCUCAUCGACGAACGAUCCCCCAACAUCCCUCAGUCUCUCUCUCCCUGGAUCCGAUUCUUGCGAAGUGUCAAAUCAUUUAUCAGGAUCCGAUCAUGUUAAAAUCCAAAACCAGAUUCUCCAAUCACCGGCGAUACCGCCUGUACAGCUGCAACAAAACCCUGGAUCCCCACGAAACAUCCAGAACUGUGAGUUGGGUUUAGGUAUGUCGGAGAAACCUUUCUUCACCCCCGAAUUCUUGGCUGUGAUGCAAGAAAUGAUCAGAAAGGAAGUGAGGAACUACAUGUCGGGCAUGGAGCAAAAUGGUCUGUGUUUGCAGACUGAAGCUAUUUGGAACGCAGUGAUGAAGCGUAUCGGAAUUGGCAAAAUCGAGUAGAGGAAGGAACAACCUACCUAUGGUUGCAGCGAUGAGUCGACUCGGAGGGAAUCGGGAUAUUUAAAAAACAAGCUGUGUUUUUUUGAAAUCUUGUUCCCUUUUUUUUUUUUUUUUCCUUCUUAAAUACAAAUAAUUUUGGUAGUGUACAGUGGAAAAGACGGGGAAGGAAGAAAAUCUAGAGGGUUUGUUAAUGAGAGGAAUGAGCUAUGGUGGUUGGUGGUAGAAUCUGAGAAGCAACCGCCUUUUCAAUAGAAAAUCGAAAAAAUGGGGAAAAAUGAAAUUCGGUGA